Messenger RNA from Sphaeramia orbicularis (orbiculate cardinalfish), 1005 nucleotides. RefSeq names its product trace amine-associated receptor 13c-like. Gene Ontology annotation, cellular component: membrane. The record is from RefSeq and is a predicted model, not a curated record. The transcript has 2 exons. NCBI's taxonomy places the organism in Eukaryota, Metazoa, Chordata, Actinopteri, Kurtiformes, Apogonidae. Bases 13 to 1005 code for a protein of 330 amino acids. Gene Ontology annotation, molecular function: trace-amine receptor activity. Gene Ontology annotation, biological process: G protein-coupled receptor signaling pathway.
CUCCUCUCUCUGAUGAUGGAAACACUGGAUGAAGUCGUGUUCUGUUUUCCAUCGUUCAACAACUCCUGCAGGAAGACGAUUCGACCUCAUGUGGAGGCCACACUCAUCUACACCCUCUUCUCCUCCAUCACUCUGGUCACUGUGGUCCUGAACCUGCUGGUCAUCAUCUCUAUCUCCCAUUUCAGGCAGCUCCACACCACCACCAACCUCCUCCUCCUCUCUUUGGCCGUCUCAGACUUCUUUGUGGGUUUAUUACAGAUGCCAGUUGAAAUUCUCCUUUUCCAAGGCUGUUGGAUCCUGGGUGACUUUGUGUGUGCCAUGAAUUACUUUCUAGGUUUUCUUGUUAUCAGUGUGUCAGUAGGAAACAUGGUUCUCAUUUCAAUUGACCGCUAUGUGGCUAUUUGUGACCCCAUGUUAUAUCCUACAAAAGUCACUCUGAGAAGAGUUCAGAUCUGCAUUUAUAUGUGUUGGAUAUUUUCUACUCUUCAUGCCAGUUGGAUAUUGAGAGAUUUGCUCAAACAACCAGGCAGGUAUAACACCUGUCAUGGAGAGUGUGUACUUGUAGUGAAUUUUGCUGAAGGAGUUUUUGAUCUUAUUGUUACUUUUUUAGCUCCCUUUCUCAUCAUCACAGUUUUAUACAUGAGAGUAUUUGUGGUGGCUGUGUCUCAGGCCCGUGUCAUCAGAUCCCAUGUUGCAACAGUCUCACAGCAGCGUUCAGGAACUGUCACUGCACAGAAAUCUGAAAUGAAAGCAGCCAGAACACUUGGCAUUGUCGUAGCUGUGUUUAUUUUGUGUUCUUGUCCGUAUUAUUGUUUCACUGUUGCAGCUGAGACCAACCUGGUUGGGGCAUUAACUGCAGGUGUUGAGCUUUGGCUGAUAUAUUUUAACUCCUGUCUAAAUCCUCUCAUUUAUGCUUUUUGUUAUCCCUGGUUCAGAAAAUCUAUUAAACAUAUUGUGACACUAAAGAUACUGCAGCCUGACUCCCGUGAGACCAACAUACUGUAG